Messenger RNA from Glycine soja, 2241 nucleotides. RefSeq names its product F-box protein At1g47056-like. The coding region runs from base 343 to 2034 and encodes 563 amino acids. The record is from RefSeq and is a predicted model, not a curated record. NCBI's taxonomy places the organism in Eukaryota, Viridiplantae, Streptophyta, Magnoliopsida, Fabales, Fabaceae. Gene Ontology annotation, cellular component: SCF ubiquitin ligase complex. Gene Ontology annotation, biological process: SCF-dependent proteasomal ubiquitin-dependent protein catabolic process. Gene Ontology annotation, molecular function: protein binding. The transcript has a single exon.
AACGAGCGAGACCCCACGGUAACACGGUGGGGUCGCCCAUACCGUAUUGAAUCAUAUAUGGCUGGUCGCGGCAGUACCGUUUAAAAAAUUUGUCCACUUUAUUGGGUCACACCAAACAGAGCGCAGAAAAUAAAAUAGGUGAAAUGAAUAUCGAUUUCAAUUCCGCCACUGAAUUUCGAAACCAAAAAACCAUUCCAACGAAGAAGAUGAACCUCGAAGAAGAGGGUUAGUUACUUCUGAGUGAGUGAGUGAGUUAGUGGUUCCUCUGAGGAACGGUGAGGACCUUCAAUUUCUCAAGUUCUCAACCGUUCGUUUUCUCUUUCGUUCCCCUAACCGCCGUGGAUGGGACAAUCUGUUUCCUCCGCCGCCGUCGCUAGCCGUCGCGAGAGGGACCAAGGCCACCGCUCCGUCAACUCUUCCAAGACCAGAUUCACCGCCUCGGUUUCGCCGAUGGCCGGUUAUUCCUCCGGCGCCGCCGAAGAAGGCGAAAACCAUCGCGUGGAGGCCGUUGCCGAUGAAUCCACCGACUACAUCUCCGAUCUCCCGAACGAGUGCCUGGCUUCGGUGUUUCAGUUUCUCAGCUCCGCCGAUCGGAGCCGCUGUUCGCUCGUUUGCCGGCGGUGGCUCCAGAUCGAAGGACAGAGCCGCCACAGGCUUUCUCUGAACGCCGAACUGGAUCUGUUUCCGGCGAUUCCGUCGCUGUUCUCUCGGUUCGAUUCGGUGACGAAGCUCGCGCUGAAGUGCGACCGCAGAUCCGUGAGCAUACGCGACGACGCGCUCGUGCUGAUCUCGCAGCGGUGCCCUAACCUCACGCGCCUGAAGCUUCGCGCGUGUCGCGAGCUCACCGACGCAGGAAUGGAAGCGUUCGCGAAGAACUGCAAGGGAUUGAAGAAGCUCUCGUGUGGAUCGUGCACGUUUGGAUCCAAAGGCAUGAACGCGGUGCUCGACAACUGCGCCGCGCUGGAGGAGCUCUCCGUGAAGCGCCUCCGUGGAAUCGCUGACACUGCAGCGGCGGAGCCGAUCGGUCCCGGCGUGGCUGCGGCGUCGCUCAAAACUGUUUGCCUGAAGGAGCUAUACAACGGACAGUGUUUCGGAACGCUGAUUCUCGGCGCGAAGAAUCUGAAAACCUUGAAGCUUUUCCGGUGCUCCGGCGAUUGGGACCGGCUCUUUCAAUUAUUGGUGGAUCGAGUCACGAAAAUUGUUGAGGUUCACCUCGAAAGGCUUCAGAUUAGCGACGUUGGAUUGCAAGCGAUAGCGAAUUAUUCGAGUUUGGAGAUUUUGCAUCUUGUUAAGACACCUGAAUGUUCUGAUAUUGGACUUGUUGCUAUUGCAGACAGGUGCAAGCUUUUGAGGAAGCUUCAUAUUGAUGGAUGGAAGGCGAAUCGAAUUGGGGACGAAGGUUUGAUAGCUGUUGCAAAAGGUUGCCCUAAUUUGCUUGAAUUAGUGCUAAUUGGGGUUAACCCUACUAAGGCGAGUUUGGAAAUGUUGGCGUCUAAUUGCCAGAAUCUCGAGCGGUUGGCUUUGUGUGGAAGUGAUUCGGUUGGUGAUCCUGAGAUAUCUUGCAUUGCUGCAAAGUGUGUGGCUUUGAAGAAACUGUGUAUUAAGAGUUGUCCCGUUUCCGAUCAAGGGAUGGAGGCAUUGGGGAAUGGGUGUCCGAAUUUGGUGAAAGUGAAGGUUAAGAAGUGUAAAGGGGUUACCCCUGAGGGUGGUGAUUGGUUGAGGAGGACUAGAGGGUCAGUUGCUGUUAAUUUAGAUACUGGUGAGGCAGAGCUUCAGGAAGCCAGUGCUAGUGAUGGAGGGGCACAGGACAAUGGUGUAGAGUUCCCUCAAAUGCCUGCCCAAAUCGCUGCUGCAUCGAGCAGCACUCGGUCUAGUUCGUCGAGGUUUGCGCUUAUGUCUGCGAGGAUUUCAGCGGCUGCAUUGAGGAGCACUCGGUCUGGUUCGUCGAGGUUAGGGCUUUUGCCUACGAGGAUUUCAGCGGCUAGCACUUUUAGGAGAUGGUCUGGUGGUAGCACUAGUGCACGCCAUGGUUAGGGACAGGGCCAAAGCAAAACCUGAGUCUUUGACCAUUUUUCAUUGUUUUUGGUUGUCGUAUCAUUUGAUUUUUAUAUUUCUUGUACUUAAAUUUGAAAUUUAUGCCGUGUGAUGUUUAUUGCCUUUGGAAUUGAAGCUUCACGGUUGCAAUUGACAAUCGCAUUUUUUUCCUUUCUCUUUACAAUUGUAGAUGGUGCUCUUGCUCUA